UUCCUCUCUAUAUAUAAGGGAACGGUGAGGGGCUUAAGCAGCAAACGAGAUCUCUCUCUCUCUCUCUCUCUCUCUCUCUCACUCUCUCUCUCUUUGGGUUUUUGCUUCUUCUUCGUGCUUUUGGUGAUUCGGGCAUUGCAAUCGUUGAGAAUGGGGGGCGCGGAAAAUAACGGAACCAACUACGGCGAGUACACCUACGCAGAGCUAGAGAGGGAGCCCUACUGGCCAUCAGAGAAGCUGAGAAUUUCCAUAACAGGCGCGGGUGGAUUCAUCGCGUCCCACAUUGCGAGGCGUUUGAAGAGUGAAGGGCACUACAUCAUCGCUUCCGACUGGAAGAAGAAUGAGCAUAUGGAUGAAGACAUGUUCUGCCACGAAUUCCACUUGGCGGAUCUCAGGGUGAUGGACAAUUGCCUGAAGGUCACUGACGGUGUGGACCAUGUUUUCAACCUCGCGGCCGAUAUGGGCGGGAUGGGUUUUAUCCAGUCAAACCAUUCGGUGAUUAUGUACAACAACACCAUGAUCAGUUUCAACAUGCUCGAAGCUGCGAGGAUCAACGGCGUGAAGAGGCUUUUCUAUGCCUCGAGUGCCUGUAUUUACCCUGAAUUCAAGCAAUUGGAGACCAAUGUGAGCUUGAAGGAAUCUGAUGCUUGGCCCGCCGAGCCUCAAGAUGCUUAUGGCCUGGAGAAGCUCGCAACUGAGGAACUGUGCAAGCACUACAACAAGGACUUUGGCAUCGAGUGCCGCGUUGGGCGUUUCCACAACAUUUAUGGCCCAUUCGGAACAUGGAAAGGUGGGAGGGAGAAAGCUCCUGCUGCUUUCUGCAGAAAAGCUCUCACUUCUACUGACAGGUUUGAGAUGUGGGGUGACGGACUGCAGACUCGAUCCUUCACUUUCAUCGACGAGUGCGUCGAAGGCGUCCUGAGGUUGACGAAAUCGGAUUUCCGAGAGCCGGUGAACAUCGGAAGCGACGAAAUGGUGAGCAUGAAUGAGAUGGCUGAAAUAGUUCUCAGCUUCGAGAACAAGCAGCUUCCCAUCCAUCACAUCCCCGGCCCUGAGGGCGUCCGAGGCCGCAACUCCGACAACACCCUAAUCAAAGAGAAACUUGGUUGGGCCCCGACGAUGAAACUGAGAGAUGGGCUAAGGUUCACAUACUUCUGGAUCAAAGAACAAAUCGAGAAGGAGAAAGGUCAGGGGCUCGACAUCUCCGUCUACGGCUCGUCCAAGGUGGUGCAAACCCAAGCGCCGGUCCAGCUGGGCUCGCUUCGCGCCGCAGAUGGAAAAGAGUGAACCCUACAUAUUACUGAGCUCACCAAGUUCUCUAUUUGGUUCGAGCCAUGUAGUUUGCGAUCCACCUUUCAUUUGAGAUGUUGGCUAAACUUGCGGUGGUAUUCGUAGUUAAAUUUAUGUUAAAAUUUAGCAACUCCGGUUAAAUGAAUAUGUUCUUCUCCUGUUCUUGAGCUCAUGCCUUAGAUGUUUAUGGUGGUAUUGUUUUUUUUUUUAUAUUUAAUUAUUACUAUGGAGGAGUAAUGAGAUACAUUUAUAAUGAAUAAUGAGCUUCAGUGUUGAUCUUAUUCCA
This is a messenger RNA of Ananas comosus (pineapple), 1576 nucleotides long. Its product is annotated as GDP-mannose 3,5-epimerase 1. The coding region runs from base 151 to 1287 and encodes 378 amino acids. The record is from RefSeq and is a predicted model, not a curated record. The transcript has 7 exons. Lineage: Eukaryota; Viridiplantae; Streptophyta; Magnoliopsida; Poales; Bromeliaceae. Gene Ontology annotation, molecular function: NAD binding; GDP-mannose 3,5-epimerase activity.